Messenger RNA from Loxodonta africana (African savanna elephant), 9631 nucleotides. It is a transcript of the gene TBC1D25, whose product is annotated as TBC1 domain family member 25. Gene Ontology annotation, molecular function: GTPase activator activity. The record is from RefSeq and is a predicted model, not a curated record. Bases 929 to 2992 code for a protein of 687 amino acids. Gene Ontology annotation, biological process: regulation of autophagosome maturation; activation of GTPase activity. Lineage: Eukaryota; Metazoa; Chordata; Mammalia; Proboscidea; Elephantidae. Gene Ontology annotation, cellular component: autophagosome. The transcript is spliced from 6 exons.
AUGAAUAUUCUGAACAUGUGUACAGAAACUGCAAAACAUCAUAAAUAUGCAGGUCCAUGAAUUUUCACUAUUGGAAAAUAGUACACUAUUUUAAAGAAUUUUAUUGAGGUAGAAUAUGUCUAACAAAAGUUUUGCCACUUUAACUCUUCUGAAGUGUACAAUUCAAUGACGUUAAUUAAAUUCACUGUGUUGUGCAACCAUCACCAUUAUCCAUUUUUAAAAGCUUUUUAUCACCCCACACAGAAACUCAGUACCCCUUAAGCAAUACCUUCCCGUUGCCCCCUCCCUCCAGCCCCUGGUAACCACGAAUAAACCUUUGUUUGUGAGCAUUUGCCUAUUCUAGUAUUUCAUACAGAUGGAAUUAUACAGUAUUUUUCCUUUUGGUACACUGUUUUUUUUAAACACUCUGGAAAAAGGAUUUUUUUCAGUACAUCGGACUCAUUUGAAGCGAGGACCACGGUUAUUUGAAAUAGGUGACAUCAUGUGUCAGCAGAGGCGUGAGGCGACUUGGGGCGGGGUCUGGGGCUUUGAGGUCAUAGCGCAGCAGCUUCCUUUGCGCGUCCGCUUCUCUCACUUGAAAUACAGGUAGUCACUGUAACACAUAACGAGGUGAACCGUAAGUAAACUGCCAAAACAACCAAACCGCAGGAGAAGGGGAGUCGAGCCCUCGCUAGGCGCUUUCACACUAGCUGACGGGAGGCAAAAUGCCCGGCUUUGGGGGCGGGGCCUUGACAAGAGCACUCUAGGCGCAUGCGCAGGCUUUCGCCCCGUGCCAGGUGGGAGGGGCGGUGCGGGCAGGGUCGUGUGGUGCGUUCUGCGCUUGCGCCUCGGCGGAAGGUGGGGUCGCGGGCUACAGCGCGCUGGGGUGCGCACAGUGAAAGGGCUAGGGGUCGACGGUCAACUGUCACUGUGAGCGGGUGACGGAGGGAUGGCAACGGUCUCAGGGUCUCCGGACUUGGCCGGCUCCGGCGCGCCUCCGCCCGGCGGGGGAGCACAGGCGGUGGCGGCUGAGGAAGAGGAGCGGGAGGUUGUGCGGGUCCGAGUCAAGAAGUGUGAGAGCUUCUUGCCGCCUGAGUUCCGUUCCUUCGCUGUCGACCCCCAGAUCACGUCUCUGGAUGUGUUACAGCACAUCCUCAUCCGAGCUUUUGACUUGAAUGGGAAAAAGAACUUUGGCAUCAGCUACCUGGGCCGAGAUCGGCUAGGACAGGAAGCUUACCUCUCACUUCUAUCUGACUGGGACCUCAGCACGGCCUUUGCCACCGCCUGCAAACCAUACCUGCAGUUACGUGUAGACAUCCGGCCCACCGAGGACAGCCCACUGCUGGAAGACUGGGACAUAAUCAGUCCCAAGGAUGUCAUUGGCUCCGACGUGCUGCUGGUUGAGAAACGGUCAUCGCUGACAACAGCUGCCCUACCCUUCACACAGUCCAUCCUCUCUCAGGUGGGCCGCACCUUAUCUAAGGUCCAACAGGUGCUAAGCUGGUCAUAUGGGGAAGAUGUCAAGCCUUUCAAGCCACCCCUGAGCGAUGCUGAGUUUCACAUGUAUCUGAACCAUGAGGGUCAGCUCUCUCGCCCUGAGGAAUUGCGCCUGCGGAUCUAUCAUGGUGGUGUUGAGCCCUCCCUGCGAAAGGUGGUGUGGCGGUACCUCCUGAAUGUAUACCCAGAUGGGCUGACAGGCCGCGAGCGGAUGGACUACAUGAAACGCAAGAGCCGCGAGUAUGAGCAGCUCAAGAGCGAGUGGGCACAGCGGGCAAGCCCUGAGGAUCUGGAAUUCAUCCGCAGCACAGUCCUCAAGGAUGUGCUGCGUACCGACCGGGCCCAUCCCUACUACGCGGGGCCUGAGGAUGGCCCACACCUGCGGGCGCUGCACGACCUGCUUACCACCUAUGCCGUCACCCACCCCCAGGUAUCCUACUGCCAGGGCAUGAGCGACCUUGCCUCACCCAUUCUCGCCGUCAUGGACCACGAGGGCCAUGCUUUUGUUUGUUUUUGUGGCAUCAUGAAGCGCCUGGCUGCAAACUUCCAUCCUGACGGCCGUGCCAUGGCCACCAAGUUCACCCACCUCAAGCUGCUGCUGCGACAUGCUGACCCUGAAUUCUACCAGUACCUGCAAGAAGCUGGUGCUGAUGAUCUCUUCUUCUGUUACCGCUGGCUGCUGCUCGAGCUCAAGCGUGAGUUCGCCUUUGAUGAUGCCCUCCGCAUGCUUGAGGUCACCUGGAGUUCACUGCCCCCAGAUCCUCCUGAACAUGAGGUUGAGCUCGUUGGACCCCCCAGUCAAGUGGCAGACGCUGGCUUUGGUGGCCACAGGGGGCGACCUGUGCGACAGAGGCACAUGCUGAGGCCUGCUGGUGGAGGACGUGGUGCCUUUGAAGAUGCUGUUGAUCACUUGGCCACAACCAGCCAGGGGCCUGGUAGUGGAGGGCGUCUCCUGAGACAAGCCAGCCUGGAUGACCUCCAGCAACUCAGGGGUAACACAGGCACUAGAAGGGACCCUCUGGUCCAGCUGCCACGCCCAGCUGCCCUCAUCAGCUCAAAGUCCCUCUCUGAGCCCUCGCUGAACUCCCCAGACCCACUGCUCUCCUCUUCUUCCCAUCCUGACUCCCCAUCCUCCUCAUCUCCACCAUCUACUCAGGAGGCCUCUCCUGCUGGUGAUGUGACUGCGGGAUCCCCCUUGAUGCAAGAGGUGGGCUCUCCACAGGACCCUGGGAAGUCCCUGCCACCCCAGCCACCACUAGGCCUACCCCCACCCCAAGAAUUUGGUCGGGGGAACCCAUUUAUGCUCUUCCUCUGCCUUGCUAUCCUGUUGGAGCACCGUGACCACAUCAUGCGCAAUGGGCUGGAUUACAACGAGCUGGCCAUGCACUUUGACCGCCUUGUGCGAAAACACCAUCUGGGGCGUGUCCUACGCAGGGCUAAGGCUCUCUUUGCUGACUACCUGCAGUCAGAAGUAUGGGACUCGGAGGAAGGGGCUGAGGCCACAGCCCCAUCUUGAUCAGGCCCUGCCUGGCUGACCAUCAGCCCCACCAGAUCACUGUUCUCUGCCAUGAGGGCCUCACGUGAGACCCCACCUCCCUGCCUGCCAGCCCUCCUAGACCUGUUGGAGCGUGGAGCCCUCUCCCUGGGUCUGAGUGUGUGGGGCUCUGCUUCAGCACUGCCCCAUGGAGGCCACAGCCUCUUGUUUUGUUUUGUUUUGUCUUGUUUUUAACAACUGUACUUUGCACACAUGAAAGUCACUGUGGUUUGUGUAUUUCUCUGUCCCCUCCCUGGUUUUGCUGUAGAUGGAGUGCCCAUGGGGUAUAUACCUGAUGGAGCUGAAAUACUUCUACUUGGUGGAGGGUGGCUCCUGCUUUUCCAGUGGUAGGAGAGAGUGGAUGCUGAGAAUCGGUUCUAGAAGGUGAGCUCAGGUUGGGGACUGCUUGAGGAAGGCCUGAAUGUUAUUUUGGUAAUACCUGUCUGCCUGUGAGGGCCUGUAUUAUGGCUGUGAAUGUAUAUUUUCAGGAUGGACCUCCUUAACUUAAAUAUUCUGAAUAUAGAGAUGAACGAAAGAGUUCCUAGCUGAAAAAAAAAGCAAGAUUCAUUACAAAGACUGGGAGCUAUGGACUACAUAGAAAUGUUGGAUCAGCUACCCACCCCUGGCAUUCCGUAUGUCACCAUUUCUAGAAUCUAGACCCUUCCCUGUGAGUCUUACACACUAAUGCUGGCAACCCUGGGCAGGGGAAUAAGGCUCCUAUUUUGUCAGUGACUUUUGGGCCAACUUGAGGGACUAUGGCCUUGCUCUACCUUGGGCUUUGACCAUAGUCUAAACCCUAAGCUGAGUUUCCAGCUCCUGGGUACCUAUCUUAACUGUUUCAGCAAUAGAAACCAUUUAUUUGUCUUCUCCAUCCCACUGAUACAAACAAAUCAAGCACUGAUAAAACUCAGGCCCUGAAAGAAGUCACCUUACUUAUUUGAGGAAUAAUGAUGAAAAGAUGGUCCUUUUGUCCCACCUUACCUUCUCAGAAAGCAGGAUUCUCCUUCAGGCCAAUUGUUGUCCUCCACAAAGGAUGUGGCAGAUGAUGUGUGAGGUGAGGUAAUUGGGGUCCUUCAGGUCAUGGCCUAGCCGUGCCAAGCUCUGGGCAAUGCUAACAGAGAUGAGGGGGUCAUCAAAGGCAGCCAUCCUCUAACCUCUUUUCCCCAAGAAUGUCAUUAUAAAGCUGGGAUGACCCUUAAAAAGCUCACAUGACUCCCCAGUAUUUGAGGGGAAGCUGAUCAUUCUUCAAAUGAGGGCAUAGUCACUCGAAGAGCAGGAUAAGACCAUUCUGUGUCUAGGGUACUCAAACACUGUGAGUCUUACAAGUGUAUUCUGUGGAUAAGGGCUCAGACCCCCUGGGGGACCAUCCAACGUAUGAGGGUGUCUGGCCCUCGUGAGGACCUAAAAUGUUCCUUUUGUCAGUAAUAGGCUGACACUCUCUAGAGUCAAACAAGUGCAUUCUGUGAUUAAUGAGCUCAGAUAUUUGAAGAGCCAGACAGGUCAAUUCUGUGUAUGGGAGUUUGCUACCUUUGAGGCCCAGAAGAGUCCUUUCUGUGAAUAGGAGGAUCCCAUACCCUGAAGGCCAGAAACCUUUUUUAUUCCUCUAGGAUAUUUGGGGUUUCUGGUUCCUGCCAAGAUGGUAAACCAGCAGAAGCUGCUGUCUCCCUUGCCUGAAACCAAUCUUGGGGAAACUACAGAGGGAAACAUUGAUUCCAGAAACUGAAGCACAACUGUGAGAGACCUGUGAGGAAAUGGAAGGCUGUCUUUAACUGGUGUGUGUUUUGAGGGGUGGAUGGCUAGAGGCAGCAAAUAGAGGAUUGGUUAGGGAAAAGAGAUUUAAGUUCUGGAUCUAACCUUGCCCCAGUAUUGCCUUGGGAAGGUCCUUCUCUGCCCCCCUCACUUCAGAAAUCAUCCAAACCAUCAGUACAGGUGUCUAUAGGGCUAGUCUCACAGCAUCCAGACCCUCUCCUAGGGGGAAGAAAUGACCACCAGAGACAGUCACUCCUCCAUCUCUCUCCCUCCAGACACUAGGGCUGGUAGGUUACACCUAGGGAGACUGCCUCCUCCUAAAGUUGCUUCCCUCUGAGGGUUUAAAGAUGAAGCCUUUGUCAGAGGAAUUGUCAGGCAGUGUGAUAGCAGAUGGGAGUAAUAACCAUGGUUUUGUUGUGCCUGGGACUGUCCACCUUCUGGCUCAUCUCCCUUCACAUCCCUUCACCCCUUAAACUCCAGGUAAUUGACCAGCUAGAGUCUGGCCUUCAGCUUUUCCUCAGUACAUUUUACCGGCCAGAAUAGCUGAUAACUUCAGGGAAAUACUAGCUCACAGCCAAAAUAACUAGACACCUGGGCAGUAUAACUGCCCCCAGAGAAAAAUAAACUGGAUGUAUUAGUUAUUACUGUAUAACAAAUUACCCCAAAACUUAACAGCUUAAGACGACAAAUAUUUAUUUUCUCAGUUUCUGAAGGUCAGGAAUCCAGGAAUGGCUUAGCUAGGUGGUUUUGACUCAGGGUCUCUCAUGAGGUUUUUGGUGAGAUUGCUUGCCAGGACUGUAGUCAGAUGAAGGCUUGGCUUGGCUAACAGACCCACUUCCAACGUGGCCCACUCAUAUGGCAGUUGGAAGGAGGCUUCAGUUCCUCACCACCUGAGCUUUUUCAUAGGGCUGCUCUUAGUAUGUGAUGUGAGCAAGCAAGCGAGAGCCUGUGGCCAAGACAGAAGCCACAAUGUCUAUUCUGACUUAAUCUCAGGAAUGGUACACCACUUCUGCUGUAUUCUAGUGGUCAUAUAGACCAACCCUGGUACAGCAUGGGAGGGAACUAUACAGGGUGUGAACACCAGGGGACAGGGAUCACUGGGAGCCAUAUUGGUGACUGGCUACCACACUGGGUAACAUGAUAUCUGAAGCAGAAGUAUUGGGGCCGACAGAUGAAGAAUUUUAAACAAGUAUGUUGUUGUUAGGUGCUGUUGAGUUGGCUAUGACUCAUACCGACCUUAGGUAUAAUAGAACAAAAUGUUGCCAUCCUCAACAUUGCUAUGUUUGAGCCCAUUAUUGCAGCCACUGUAUCAAUCCAUCUAAUUGAGGGUCUCCCUCUUUUCUACUGACCUCUACUUUACCAAGCAUGAUAAAAUAUAAGAAUUUAAAAUAAGACAUAAAUUAGAAUAUAAAACAGGCAGGAAUGAAAUUAUAAAAAGGACCCAAAGGAAAUAUUAGGUAUGAAUAUGAUAGUGGAAACAAAAAGUAUUCUGUAAAUGGAGAAUAUGAAAUGGGAAGUCAGAACUAAAUCCUAAUAUAAGAGUAAUUAACAAAACGUAAAUGGAUUAAACUAUUUAAAACACAGAGACUUUCCGUGGAUUAAAAACACAAAUCCAAGAGUAUACACACAUACACAUACAAAGAUUCAGAAAUGUUGAAAAUGAACAGAUGAAAAAAGAUAUAGCAGACUAAUAAAAGCCCAAAGAAAGCUGGGAUAGCCAUCCUAAUAGCUACCAAAAUAGAAUUUAAGACUAAGAUCACAAAGGACAAAGGACAUAUAUACUCAAUGACAAAGAAGAUAUGUCUACCAUAAACAUACAUAUUCCUAAGAAGCCCUGAACAACAGUUAAACUUUUAUAUCUAUAUGUAUAUAAAAAAAAUACAUACACAUAUGUAUAUCACAUCUAUCUGUAUAUACGUGUGAUAUGUAAAAUCACACAUCUCUCUUUGUAACCCUCCACUUAACAAAUGGAGAAAACAUCUUUUUGUGCCUGCACUUAACAAUUAAGGAACCCUUUUUUUUUUUUUUUUAUGGUGCAGACAGUUAAGCGCUUGUCUGCUAACUGAAAGGCUGGCAGUUUGAACCUACUCAGUGGCUGGCUCCAGGGGAGAAAGACCUGGCAAUCUGCUUCUGUAAAGAUUACAGCUCAAAAAAACCCUAUGGGGCAGUUCUGUCACGUGGGGUUGCUCUGGGUCGAAAUCAACUCAACGGCACCUAGCAACAACAACUUAACAAUUACAAAAGCAGACUAUGUUAGGGCACAAAGAAGGCCUCAGUAAAUUCGAAAGGAUUAAUAGUAAACAUGUUCACUCACUAUAAUGCAAUAAAAUUAGAAAUUAAUAACAAAAAAGCUAAAAAAAAACCCAUUUUGGAAACUAACAUUACUAAGUAACUCUUGGACAAAGGAAGAAAUCAUAAAGGAACUUUAAAAAUAUUUAGAACUAAAGAAUUAAAACAUUACCCAUCAAAAUUUGUUGGACACAAAAAUCAGAAGAAAAUGCAUAGCUUUAAAUUUAUCAGGAAAGAAGAAAGGUAGAAAAAAAUGAUCUAAGCAUUCAACUCAAGAACUUUGGGAAAGAACAGGGAACAAGCCCAAAAGAUUGAGGCAUGGAGGAAGUAAUAAAUGUAAGGAAGGAAAUAAAUGAAAGAGAAUAAAAAAGUAAUUAUAAAGAUUAACAAAAUCAAAAUCUGGUUCUUUGAAAACAUUAAUAAGCUAUACUGAUUUUUAAAAGAGUGCAAACUAUAGAGAACAACAAAAAAGAAACUUACAGACACAAAAAGAGGCUAAACUGUGAGCUAAUACAUUUGGAAACCUAGUUGAUGUGCAUGUUUCUGGUAAAAUAAAAGUGUGCUCAAACUGAUGCAAAAAGAAAUAGAAAAUCUGAACAUACCAAUAAGUUUUAAGAAAAAUUGAAAUGAUAGUCAAAGAUACCCCAUAUCCCUGUAACAAAAAGCUUCAGACCCAGACUCAGAUGGUUUCGAAGAUGUAGUUCUAUCAAACUUUCAAUAAACCGUUAAUUUCUAUCUAUACAAAUUUUUCCAGAAAAUAGAGAAAAAAGCAAAAGCAGCCCAGCCCACUUUAUGAGGCUAGUGUAAUCUUGAUUAUAAAACCAGAUGAGGAAAAUACAAGACAAUAAAAUUAUAAACCCAUUUCACUUAUGAAUAUAGAUGCAAAAAUUCCAAUAAAAUAUUAGCUACCUAAAUCCAACAGUGUAUUUUUAAGAAUCACAAAUAUGGUUUAUUCCAGUAAUGCAAAGAUGAUCCAACAUCAGAAAAUUCAUGAAUGUAAUUUACCAUGUUAAUAAGCUAAAGGAGGAAAACAAUGAUUUCAAAGUAGAAAAAAUAUUUGCUAAGUUUUAUCUGUUUAAAAAAAAACAGCAAAAAUAUUACAGCAAAUCUUAAAAGCAUUUUACCUUUAAAAUCAGGAAAGAGACAAGAUUGCUUACUCUCAAUAGUACUGUUUCAUAUAAUAAUGGAGGAACCAGCCAAUGCUGGAAAGAAAUGAGGUGUAAAUUUGAUAAAACUUGUUUAGAAGUGAUAUGAUCCACUACCUUAAAGAACCAACAAAAAAAACUAUUAGGAAUAAUAACAUAGUUCAGCAAGGUUGCCAGAUACAAGAUCAAUCUAUAAAAAUCAAAAGCAUUUCUAUACGCCAGCAAUACCAACAAGAAGGUAUAUAAGGAUGAAUUUAGUCAACACAAAAGACCUCUAUUAAGAAAAAAUUUAAAUUCUAAUAGCAUAAACAGAAGAUGAUCUGAAUAAAAGAGACAUUUCAUGCUCUGCUGGGAAGAUUUCGGUAAUAUAUUAUCUGUUGUGUGACAAAUUACUCCAAAAAUUACUGCCUUAAAACAACAAACACUAUCUCACACAGUUUCUGAGGGUCAAGAUAUUGGGAGUGGCUUAGCUGGGUGGUUUUGCCUCAGUCUCUCAUGAAGUUCCAAGUCAGGAUGUGGAUUGAGGCUGGAGGAUCCCCUUCAAAGAAGGCCAACUCAGGAGGCUAUUGGCAGGUGGCCUCAGUUCCUUACCACUGAGUCCCCUCCAUAGCGCUGGUCAUGACAUGGCAGCUAACUUCCCAGAAAGUGAGCAAUCUGUGUGAAAGAGAGAACAGGAAGCCAAAGUGCAUUUUAUGUUUUUAUGUAUGACCCAGUGGGAAGUGACGCACUAUCAGUUCUGCCUGAUUCUAUUAUGUUAGUAAGUCCAGCCCACACUCAAGGGGAAACUGAUUAGGUUUCAACUCUUGAAGGGAACAGUAUCCAAGAAUCUGUGGACAUACCUUCAAACAACCACAGGUAAUACUAUUAAGGUGUUAUUUCUCCUCAAAUCCAUAAAUUCAAUGCAAUCCCAAUAAAACUUCCAUUACCUUUUUAAGAAUUGCAGUAAACCUUACAUUAUAAUUUAGAAUAAUAAAGGAUCAUGGAUAGCUAUGACAACCUUCAAAAAGAAAAGCUGAUGGGUACUUGCCCCACCAGAGACUAAGACAUACUAAAAUCCAAACCCACUGCCUUCGAGUCGAUUUUGACUCAUAGCGACCAUAUAUGACACAGUAGAAUUGCCCCCAUGGGGUUUCCAAGGCUGUAAUCUUUAUGGAAGCCGAUUGCCACGUCUUUCUCCCACAGAGCAGCUGAGGGGUUUGAACUGCUGACCUUUUGGUUAGCAGGUGAGCACUUAACCACUGUGCCACCAGGGCUCCAAGACAUACUAAAGACCCUAGUAAUUAAAGGGGAAAAAAACUGAUAUUGGCCCAGGAGUUGACAGGUAGACCAAUGAAUAGGACCAAAAAAAAAGCUCAGAUACAGAGCCACAUAUCGGCAGAACUUAGUAUAUGAUAGAGGUGGUACCACAAAAAAAAAAAAAAGGAUGGGACAGACUGCU